Molecule: messenger RNA, 3498 nt
Organism: Neoarius graeffei (lesser salmon catfish)
Lineage: Eukaryota; Metazoa; Chordata; Actinopteri; Siluriformes; Ariidae
Gene: kcnh4b
Product: potassium voltage-gated channel, subfamily H (eag-related), member 4b
Exons: 17
Coding region: 1-3498 (1165 amino acids)
Biological process (GO): potassium ion transmembrane transport; regulation of membrane potential
Cellular component (GO): membrane
Molecular function (GO): voltage-gated potassium channel activity
Source: RefSeq, a predicted model, not a curated record
AUGCCGGUGAUGAAGGGGCUCCUCGCCCCACAAAACACCUUCCUGGACACCAUCGCUACUCGUUUCGACGGCACCCACAGCAAUUUUCUGUUGGGGAAUGCUCAGGGUCACCGUGGUUACCCCAUUGUUUACUGUUCGGAUGGGUUCUGUGAGCUGACAGGCUUCGCUAGGACAGAAGUAAUGCAGAAGAACUGCAGCUGUCGCUUCCUGUAUGGCUCUGGGACAAGCGAGCAGGUGGCACAGGGCAUGGAGAAAGCACUGGAGAGUAAAGAGGAGUACCAAGCUGAGGUUCAGUUCUACAAGAAAGAUGGAACAUCGUUCUGGUGUCUGCUGGAUAUUGUUCCUAUAAAGAAUGAGAAAGGAGAGAUGGUGCUUUUCCUUUUCUCCUUUAAAGACGUGACAGACUCACACGGAAAGAGCCACCACAGCGGCAGGAGAGACGAUGACAAGCAUCAGAGCAGGAAGAGCAGCAGCUCUCGGUUCGUUGCCGCUCGGAGGCGUGGUCACUCCGUCCUCUGCCAAAUCACCAGCCAGUUCAAACGUGGAGGAAAGAAUGAUGUCAACCUCAGUGGCAACAUGUUCGAGAAGCCGUCAUUGCCAGAGUACAAGGUUGCGGCGGUGCAGAAAUCCCGCUUCAUCCUUCUCCAUUACAGCGUGAGUAAGGCAUUGUGGGACUGGAUGAUCCUCCUGGCAACAUUCUAUGUGGCUGUGACGGUGCCGUAUAACGUGUGUUUCACACCUUACGUCGAAUCGGACAUGGAGGCCAGGAGCACCAUUGUCUCGGACAUCGCUGUGGAGAUGCUCUUCAUCCUUGAUAUCAUCCUGAAUUUCCGCACCACGUAUGUGAGCCAGUCUGGUCAGGUGGUUUACGAUUCGCGCUCUAUCUGCAUCCAUUAUGCUGCUACCUGGUUCUUUGUGGAUUUGGUGGCCGCGUUGCCCUUUGACCUCCUUUACGCCUUCAACAUCACUGUUACGUCUCUGGUUCACUUGCUGAAGACGGUACGUCUGCUUCGACUGUUGCGUUUGCUUCAGAAGCUGGAUCGGUACUCUCAGUACAGCGCCAUGGUGCUAACACUCCUCAUGUCCAUGUUUGCUUUGCUCGCUCACUGGAUGGCCUGCAUCUGGUACGUCAUUGGACGGAAAGAGAUGGAGCGCAAUGCUAACCAGCAAGACUGGGACAUUGGUUGGCUGCAUGAGCUCGGAAAGCGUUUGGAGAGCCCAUACAUGAACAGUACAUUUGGAGGUCCGACUGUACGUAGCGCCUACAUUGCAUCACUGUACUUCACCCUCAGCAGCCUCACCAGUGUCGGAUUUGGAAACGUGUGCGCUAACACGGACGCCGAGAAAAUCUUCUCCAUCUGCACCAUGUUGAUCGGAGCUCUCAUGCAUGCGGUGGUGUUUGGAAAUGUCACAGCCAUCAUCCAGCGCAUGUAUUCACGCCGCUCGCUGUAUCACACACGCAUGAAGGAUCUGAAGGACUUCAUACGUGUCCAUCGGCUGCCACAGCAGCUGAAGCAGCGCAUGCUUGAGUAUUUCCAGACAACGUGGUCUGUUAACAAUGGUAUCGAUGCUAACGAGCUGCUACAUGAUUUUCCAGAUGAGCUCCGGGCCGACAUCGCCAUGCACCUGAACAAGGACAUCCUGCAGCUUCCUGUGUUUGAGGGUGCGAGUCGCGGCUGCCUGCGUUCCUUAUCGCUGCACAUUAAAACAUCAUUCUGCGCGCCGGGAGAGUAUCUGAUCCGCCAGGGAGAUGCGCUCCAUGCUAACUACUUUGUCUGUUCCGGCUCCCUCGAAGUGCUCAAGGACAGCAUGGUGCUCGCAAUACUGGGAAAGGGUGACCUGAUUGGCUCGGACCUGCCAGGACAGGAUCAUGUGAUUAAGACAAACGCAGAUGUGAAGGCGCUAACAUAUUGCGAUCUGCAGUACAUUAGUGUUAAAGGGUUGAGGGAGGUGCUGGAGCUUUACCCCGAAUACGCCAGUGUGUUCACAGCUGACAUCCACCACAACCUCACCUACAACCUGAGAGAGGGCAGUGAGGCUGAGGGUCUUGCAAGGUUCUCACGUUCUCCAAGGUUCCCUCAUAACAAUCGUGUGGACUCAAGGGCAUCGACAGAUGGAAAACAUGCCUGUAUAAUUGAAACCAGUGUAGAAGCAGAUGAACACUGUCACCUUUCCCCAGCAUCGAAAUCCCGCCGGAACCUUCUGCUCCCUAACCUGGGGAACCUGCUGGGUGACGAGCUGCGGCAGUUUAAUGCUUUACGCCGCUGCCAUUCCCCAGUGAGAGGAAACUAUAAAAGCGUGUCUCCAAAACCACAUUCCAAAUCCGACCAUCCUUCACAUGAUGCACUUUCCACAACUCCAGAGGGAUUCACCGGACGGAAACCCAACAAACUCCUCAUUCCCACAUUCAGCUGCUUUGCACCACCUGACCUCAGCCCAAGGGUGGUUGAUGGAAUUGAGGAUAAUGGACGUGUGUUUCAAUUCAGCACCGAGCACAGCAGGACUAACACUGGUACAGCAAAAGAUAAUGAUCAGGUGAACAGCACACUGCUCCAGGAGACAGAGGAGGUGCGAGAGAGCAUCAGUCAACUCAACAAAAAGAUGGUCAGCCUAAACCAAGAAGUGUCUCAGCUAACGAAGGACCUGCAUCACAUGAUGCACCUUCUACAAGCACAAGCUGUUCAUCACUACACCACCUCUAUGUCCUCCUACCCCUAUGGAGUGCACAUGAUGCACACAAACACUGCGGCAUACACCACCGGUGUGCAUUCUCAUCAGGAAGCCCAAGGCCUUUAUCAUCAUCCACAUCAUUAUCUUCAGGCUGAUCAUGCUGUGUCUGAGAACGUCGUCCACAUUGGGACAAGUGCAUGGAGCCACACGUCAGAAAUAGGUGGAAGUCGGACAGGCGUGCCCCCACAACCUGAAGUUUUCAAACACCUUCCUCAUCUUGAUCCCAACAGUGCUUGUGAUCCUACUUCCUGUAAAUCAAGCUUAAUUAACAUUGAUACCUCCACUUCCUCCUUCUAUCCAGCAAAAGGAUACAAGAAACAAGAAUCGGGAGGUCAGGAUCACGACGUCUUAACAAACAUCAGUCGCUCUCAGCCUGUUCUGUUCAACCGGGACAAACCAAACCAAGUGUCUUUAAAUCUUCAUUUACUUUCCAGUGCACCAACAUCCACUCACUCCCUGCUAAUCGCUAAUCGCACAAUUCCAGUCCACCACAAUCCCCCAGUCACUAGCGAACCAAAUCUGGAAUUGGAUAGUGACAUUCCGGACACGGUCCUGGAAGAGGUCAGUGAGGACCGGGAAGAUACUGUCCUGCUGUCAGAUUUGAGUAAAGUUGGACACACAAGUCGCGAGUGCCUGCUAGCAGAUGACGGAUCAGCAGAAACCCAGGACAUUGAGACUUCUGAAUCAGAAUCAACGAAGCCUGAUGUUGGGACUCAAAAUGAAAGCAGUGGCUCUGAAACUUCCUGGUGCCUCGACCUGAUGGACUAA